CGCUGCGCAUGCGCAGUGGCGCCCGCUGGGGAACGGAGGCUGCUGCGGCGCUGCAGUCUCGGCGCCGGAAGGUCCGGCCUCCGUAGCAGACGCGUCCCCGCCACCGGGGCCAUGUCGGCCCAGGGUGACAGCGAGUUCCUGGUGCAGCGAGCCCGGGAGUUGGUGCCCCAGGACCUGUGGGCAGCCAAGGCGUGGCUGAUCACGGCCCGCACCCUCUACCCGGCGGACUUUAACAUCCAGUAUGAGAUGUACACCAUCGAGCGGAAUGCGGAGCGGACCGCCACGGCGGGGAGGCUGCUGUACGACAUGUUUGUGAAUUUCCCAGACCAGCCGGUGGUAUGGAGAGAAAUCAGCAUUAUUACAUCAGCAUUAAGAAACGAUUCACAGGAUAAACAAACUCAAUUUUUAAGAAGUUUAUUUGAAACUCUUCCUGGUCGGAUCCAGUGUGAAAUGUUACUAAAAGUCACAGAACAGUGCUUCAACACGUUGGAACGAUCAGAAAUGUUACUCCUACUUUUGAGGCGCUUCCCUGAAACAGUAGUGCAACAUGGGUUUGGCCUUGGGGAGGUACUGUUAGAAGCUGAAACUCUUGAAGAACAAGAGUCUCCUGUUAACUGCUUUAGAAAAUUAUUUGUUUGUGAUGUACUUCCUCUAAUAAUUAACAACCAUGAUGUUCGCUUGCCUGCCAAUUUAUUAUAUAAAUACUUGAACAAAGCAGCUGAAUUUUAUAUCAACUAUGUCACUAGGUCGACUCAGAUAGAAAAUCAGCAUCAAGGUGCCCAAGAUGCAUCUGAUUUAAUGUCGCCCAGCAAACGUAGCUCCCAGAAGUAUGUAAUAGAAGGACUAACUGAAAAAUCAUCCCAGAUUGUGGACCCUUGGGAGAGGUUGUUUAAGAUUUUGAAUGUUGUUGGAAUGAGAUGUGAAUGGCAGAUGGAUAAAGGACGACGAAGCUAUAGUGAUAUAUUACAUAGGAUGAAGGAUCUCUGCAGAUACAUGAACAACUUCGAUAAUGAAGCUCAUGCAAAAUAUAAAAACCAAGUGGUUUAUUCCACCAUGUUGGUCUUCUUUAAGAAUGCAUUCCAGUAUGUCAACAGCAUACAGCCAUCUCUCUUCCAAGGACCUAAUGCUGCAAACCAAGUUCCACUGGUCCUUCUUGAAGAUGUAUCGAAUGUGUACGGUGAUGUAGAAAUUGAUCGUAAUAAGCACAUACAUAAAAAGAGGAAACUGGCUGAGGGAAGAGAGAAAACCAUGCAGAGUUCAGAUGAUGAAGACUGUUCAGCAAAAGGAAGAAACCGUCACAUUGUAGUCAAUAAAGCAGAGCUCACUAACUCCGUUGAAGUAUUAGAAAGCUUUAAGUUGGCCAGGGAGAGCUGGGAGUUGCUCUAUUCCUUAGAAUUUCUUGACAAAGAAUUUACAAGAAUUUGUUUGGCUUGGAAGACGGAUACUUGGCUGUGGUUAAGAAUCUUUCUCACCGAUAUGAUCAUCUAUCAGGGGCAAUAUAAAAAGGCCAUAGCCAGUCUGCACCACUUGGCUGCUCUCCAAGGAUCACUUUCUCAACCACAGACCCCAGGACAGGGGACCUGGGAGCAUCAGAGGGCGCUCAUCCAGCUGGCAACGUGUCACUUUGCCCUGGGGGAGUACAGGAUGACAUGUGAGAAGGUCCUGGACCUGAUGUGCUACAUGGUCUUACCCAUUCAGGAUGGAGGCAAAUCCCAGGAGGAACCCUCAAAAGUAAAGCCCAAGUUUAGAAAAGGUUCGGAUCUGAAGCUCCUGCCCUGUACCAGUAAAGCUAUUAUGCCGUACUGCCUGCAUUUGAUGUUAGCCUGCUUUAAGCUUAGAGCGUUCACGGACAACCGAGACGACAUGGCACUGGGGCAUGUGAUUGUACUGCUUCAGCAGGAGUGGCCGCGGGGAGAGAAUCUGUUCUUAAAAGCUGUCAAUAAGAUUUGCCAACAAGGAAAUUUCCAGUAUGAGAAUUUUUUCAAUUAUGUUACAAACAUCGAUAUGCUGGAGGAAUUUGCCUACUUGAGAACUCAGGAAGGUGGGAAGAUCCAUCUGGAAUUACUGCCCAAUCAAGGAAUGCUGAUCAAGCCUUCUAGCCCUCCCCUGGGGUUACUGCAGCAGGAAUUCUUACCUGUGCUUCAGCCCAGCAUACAGACUGCUGACAGGUACCACGUGGAAACACCUGCUCAUAGUGUGCUGUUUGUCCACAUGUUUUCCAGCCCAUGGUUUCAGCUCUUUGUUCCUCAGUGCCCUUUUUCAUGCUUUAUUUAUUUUUUUAAUUUGUUCCGCAUUCCUUGGCAAACCAUCUGGUUGUAAUAUUGUAACAUUUCGUAUUUUUUUUCCAUAAGUUGCCAGUGUGUUUGUGUUCAAUUUAAAAAUCAUUAUGGAUCUGGAAAAAAAUAUGAAAGUUUUAUAAAAUUGUAUUAGGUUAAGUGCACAUUCAAUUAAGUGCUAAACUAUGAUUCUCUUUUGAUAAAAAAUAAGGCUUUUGAUCAUAAAUACUUAGGAUGCUGAAAUUGACUUGAGAUUAAUUUUUGUAGAAGGACUUUAAUGUUAGGGACCAGUAUUGUGUUGGUCUAACUGGGCAUAAGCACAGUUUUCUCCAACCACUGGUACUCUUUCCAGACCUUGCCUUUCUGAAUUGUUUGAUGAGCUAAAACAAUGCCAUGCUGAUGAGCUAAUUUACCCUGUUUUUAAACUGAAAAGGUUAACUACAGUCCUGCGUUACUUACCCGCAAGGGUAUUUUCUGGAAACGCAUCAUUGGGUGAUUUCGUCACUGUGUGUGUGAACACUGUAGAGUGCACACACAAACCUAGUGGGUGUGGUAUGACCUGCUGCACACCCAGGCUGUAUGGGAACAACGUGGUCCCUCACUGAGUGAAGCAUUGUUAUGUGGCGCAUGACUGUAACUCUUGUCUUUACCCAAACAUACUAGAGGAAUAGAGGCUCUAAUGGAAAUAACAGUGAGUUGUGCUGCCCUUGGUAGAUGGAAACGAUACCAGCAGACCAUGAUGAGCAGGGUGUAACAGUCAUAUUUUCAGUCGUAUUAAGGGGACAGUUUGCCUGUUAGCUCACUGCCUGCAGAUGCCAGCGUCUUCUGCUUGGUGCAGGUUGGGGUUGCCCCCAGGAGCUGUAAGAGCAGUAUCUCAAGGCAGCACAGUGUGGUUUAUAACCACUCCCACAGGGACUCGGCGCCUGCACCUCACUGCCGCUGUGUCCUAGCUAUGGGUCUGAGAUGGCCCCAUGGAACUGUGCAUUUUCUCCAUGGCCCUGCUGUGUCACCACAUGGUUCUUGAAAACGUCCAUGGCCAUUGUAGAGUGUUUUGUAAUAGCUUCACCAGUCUAACAGAGCCUGAUAUUUUUUCUUCUGUUGUACUGCAAUCUUAUGACUCCUGUUUACUUUUAUAAUUAAUGUUUUAAAAUAAAUAUUUUAGUGAUUUCAAGAGGUUAUUUUGCCCAGUACAGAAAACUCACGUUGAGUUUUCCUUGCCUGAGGAAGUUAGGCAGCAGUAGGGGGCAGUGAAUGACGGUGGAUUUUGUUGGACUAAAUCCCCCAGGUCACGGAACUACCAUAGCAGCGGAAACUCCUUUCCUCCUCCUGAGCCCACUGAUUUUUGCUGGUUUUCCUUUCCUGUCUUCAUUUGGUUGUCUUCAGUUUUCUGGGGUUUUGCUUGUGAUUUCCUUUUGUAACACACACGUUUUGGGGCACAGUGAGACCCUGCAUUACUUGUGCUUCCACUGACCCUUCGACAGACACACGGGCCCCUCUGAGCACCUGGACAGAGUUUGUCUUCCUGGGACUUUCAGGCCGCUUAUUCCUCUCAGGAUCUUGUCCGUCUCCCAGCCCGUGCCCGCUUCUUGCCCCAGGUUGCCUGAGUCCCCUGCCUUUUUUAAGCAGAUGAGAGUCUGGGUGGGCCCAACUCUCCAGUGCCACCCUGUCCUGGUACCAUGGGGAAAGAGAUGCCCCGGGACGCUAGCGGCUGUGCAGAAGCCCUUCGGGAAGCCCCAGCUGUGGGAGCCUUGGCAGGAACUGGUGUUCUCUGAUCUCUUCCUCCCUGCUGCUGCUUCUCCGGUGUGCGGGCCUGGCUGGAUGCCAGCUCUCUGUGGCCAGUGGGGACAGCAGCCUUCCCAGCCAAGUCACAGCACUGUGCGCGAGCCAGCAGUAGGGAUGCGUAAGAUCAGAGCUUCAGGAAUUCAUCAGCAUUUCACUGAACGUAGGUGUUUCAAAUAAAUUGUAUUGGGUGGUAAUGAUGCCUUGCUGGUUUUAAGUCUUGCUGAGCAGGAAUGGGUAGGAGUGGUUGUUUGGUUGCAGCUUUUCUUUUUAAAUUUGGGUUACAGUUUUGACUUAUGUGUACUUAGAUAUGGUGCAGGCUUUAUUCCUACGUAAGCAGUGCUAGUCAGCGAUACUGCUGCUCAUCUCUGGUCUCUGUCUGUUUCCCUGUCGCUGA
Messenger RNA from Chinchilla lanigera (long-tailed chinchilla), 4452 nucleotides. It is a transcript of the gene Ints10, whose product is annotated as integrator complex subunit 10. Gene Ontology annotation, cellular component: integrator complex. The coding region runs from base 112 to 2319 and encodes 735 amino acids. The record is from RefSeq and is a predicted model, not a curated record. The transcript has 17 exons. Gene Ontology annotation, biological process: snRNA processing. NCBI's taxonomy places the organism in Eukaryota, Metazoa, Chordata, Mammalia, Rodentia, Chinchillidae.